UAUUUUAAAAAUUUGCCCUCGAUACUGCUCAGUGGCUUUUUCUGGCUUCCGCUUGGGCACUCCCGUUUGCACCAAACUACCUGCAAUCCCCCAAUGAAACUUCAAUCCGAAUCUGAUACCGACGUUCCUGUUCAUUUCAUUCCACGAUCCCACGCCGCGAUCUAGAACUAUUCCAACUCUCGCCGGAACCCCGUCGUCCCCCCGGUGCUCCUUUUUAUCACCCAUGACGCCUUGAUUACCUAUCCCCCAAUUCUUCUCACUUUCGCUUCUUCAUCCACUGUCCAUGCUGCCUGAACUUAACUCUUGUUGUCGAGACUCGAUCCACGGCGCCCAUCUAUCUUUCAAUUCCCUCCUCUCACCUCUGUUGUUUGGAAGUGGCUUCUGUUAGGUUUUGAAAGUAGGGUUUUGCAACCAGGUCGCUCUUAUCAUACCUCAUCUAAAUGGAAUUAAAUUUGGCUAGUCCUAAGUGGAAUGUCGAGCGGCCCUUCCUAACCGGUAGAUUCCAUCAGGAAACCAAAAUUCCUAAUGCGACAUCAGGUCCUAGGCCCUUCUCCUUGGAGUCAUUAAGUCGUGGUUCUGAAAAUGUUAUUGGAUCGUACCCAGUUUCAGUCCAGGAACUUUUGAUCAUUGAUGAUUUGCUCUCUGCACUUGUGGGCAUUGAGGGGCGCUACAUUUCGAUAAAGAGAGUACGGGGAAAGGAAGGCCGAGUUAUUUUUCAGAUUGAUCCAUCCAUGGACUUAGCCUUACAGGAGUUGAUUCAGAGGUUAUUCCCCCUUUGUGAAGCCUAUGUGCUGGUCAGCUGGUUUGUCGAGACUAAAUCACAUUUUGGGUCUGGUCUUGUGAACCAUGCGUUAGCUGCUGCAAUGAGAGCACUCCUUUUGGAUUACCAAGCUAUGGCAGCGCAGCUUGAACAUCAAUUUCGCCUUGGAAGACUUUCUGUGCAAGGGUUGUGGUUUUUUUGUCAGCCAAUGAUGGCAGCACUGCAUGCUUUAUCCAUUGUAAUUGAGAAAGCAUCUUCAGGCAAUUUGUUUGGUUCGGCUACUCUCAACCUCUUGCAAAGCCAGGCUAAGGCCAUGGCAGGUGAUACUACAGUCCGUGCAUUGCUUGAGAAGAUGACACAGAGUGCAAGUUCUCCAUAUUUGUCGAUAUUAGAAAGGUGGGUCUAUGAGGGGAUUAUUGAUGAUCCACACGGUGAAUUUUUCAUUGCUGAAAACAAAUCCCUGCAAAAGGAGAGUCUUACAAUAGAUUAUGAUGCCAAGUACUGGCAACAGCGCUACAGUCUCAAAGAUGAUACUCCUAGCUUCCUUAGAAGUGCUGCUGGCAUGAUUUUGACUACGGGGAAAUAUUUAAAUGUCAUGAGAGAGUGUGGACACAAUGUGCAGGUCCCCCCAUCAGAAAAUUCAAAACUGACAAGCUUUGGGUCAGACCAUCAUUAUCUAGAAUGUGUCAAGAUUGCUUAUGAUUUCGCAAGUUGUGAACUGUUAAAUCUUGUCAAGGAAAAGUAUGGCCUGAUUGGAAAAUUGCGAUCUAUGAAGAGAUAUUUUCUUCUGGACCAGGGUGAUUUCUUAGUCCAUUUUAUGGACAUUGCUAUGGAGGAACUUGUCAAGAGGCCUGAGGACAUAUCUGUUGAAAAACUGCAGUCACUACUCGAUCUUGCUCUCCGUUCGACAGCUGCUGCUGCAGACCCAUGUCAUGAGGAGUUGACAUGUUGUGUGGAAAGAGUCUCAUUGCUCAGGAAACUGUCUACACUCAAAGAUUUGGGGAGCUCUUUUCAUGCUCCUCCUAGUAAAACUGCUUUAGACAUUGGUGAUCUGCCAGAGCUAGUAAACAUCAACGGCAUAGAAACAUUCUCCCUGAGUUACAAGGUGCAGUGGCCUCUCUCACUAGUCAUAUCGAGAAAAGCUCUGACUAAGUAUCAGUUGAUUUUUCAGCUUCUUUUCCGCUGUAAACAUGUUGAACGUCAACUUUGUGUGGCGUGGCAAGUACAUCAAGGUUUCCGUUCUUGUAACAUACUUGGGACGACCAUCUUACGAUCUUCUAAUCUCUGUCGCAGCAUGCUUAAAUUUAUCAAUAGCCUUCUACAUUAUCUAACAUUCGAGGUUCUUGAACCAAAUUGGCAUCUGAUGCAUGACCGCCUUCAAACUGUGAAGAGCAUUGAUGAGGUGAUCCAAUUACAUGAUUUCUUUCUGCAAAAAUGCUUGAAGGAAUGUUUGCUUCUCUUGCCUCAGCUUGUCAAGAAAGUGGAGAAACUCAAGUCAAUAUGCCUUCAAUAUGCUGCUUCCAUACAGUUAUUAGUACCAUCCAUCUACAUACCUGAUGUGGUUGAUGCAGCAGAUUCCUAUACUUUUAGAUUAGGAAAAUCAAAGGAAAGGAGACCAAGCGGUAGAAGUCGGGCACUAAAAUCCGCAGAGGAGAAUCCCAUAUUCUCUGAUUCUAUCAUGAAAUUUGAGAACGACUUCAAUGUCGAGCUUCAGAGUCUCAGGCCUAUUCUUAGCAGCGGCUCGCAAACUGAGCCAUUUCUGUCGCGUCUCGUGCAAUGCAUUCUUGGCGUGGGCAGUGAUCAAUGAGCUUGAUGUCUGAAUUCUUCAAAUGAAUCAUACUUCUGUGAAAUCAUGAUGUUCCAGUAAGUUGCAAUGGUUUUUCUGCUUGGUUUGAUGGAAUGUUGAUACUUCAAAUAUUUAUAUAUGAUUUGAAAGAUCAAAGAAGAUGAUUUGAACUUCUUUUUGACCUUAAGCUUCUCCUUUCAUCUUGUUAUCAUUCCUUAAACUCUUAGUGUUGGAAGAGAAGAGGUAAUGAGUGCAUUUAUUAGUUUGAGAAGGCUCACGAUAACUUUGUGUAGACUAUCAGUAUUAUGUUGUCAUAAUUGUAACACUGCUUAAUGUAAUUGUAUUUGAUACGAAAUACUAGCUUUUGAAUUUGUAAUGA
Molecule: messenger RNA, 2925 nt
Organism: Dendrobium catenatum
Lineage: Eukaryota; Viridiplantae; Streptophyta; Magnoliopsida; Asparagales; Orchidaceae
Product: gamma-tubulin complex component 2
Exons: 23
Coding region: 441-2567 (708 amino acids)
Biological process (GO): mitotic cell cycle; microtubule nucleation; meiotic cell cycle
Cellular component (GO): centrosome; spindle pole; gamma-tubulin small complex
Molecular function (GO): gamma-tubulin binding; microtubule minus-end binding
Source: RefSeq, a predicted model, not a curated record